Pseudovirgaria hyperparasitica is the source of this 894-nucleotide messenger RNA. RefSeq lists its product as uncharacterized. The record is from RefSeq and is a predicted model, not a curated record. Bases 1 to 894 code for a protein of 297 amino acids. NCBI's taxonomy places the organism in Eukaryota, Fungi, Ascomycota, Dothideomycetes, Acrospermales, Acrospermaceae. The transcript has 3 exons.
AUGCCAGUCAUAGCACCAACUACGGCACGUCGCGACGACACCACCCUCGCGGUAGCCGACGCCAUCUGCGUGAUUUUACUCCAUGGAAUUUCCAUCGCGGACUCGCACUCACACUCACACGCCCCGACUAAAGUCAAGCUGUCUAUCGAAAUCUCUGCUAUAGCUGUAGUCAUAUUCGUUCUGCCGCGCGUCUUCAUUCCGGCUUUCGUACUACCUAGUAUCUCUGGUAGGAAACCACCAGACCAUUUGGACAGCUCAUUCCGCAGCAGAUAUUCACCUUUCCAAGCCAUCAUGACACACGACAAGGUUCUUAUGUGUGCUGAAACUCCAAGCAGUGCUUUUGCUACAGCCCCGACCUCUCCUCCGCCAUACGAGCUGUUGUCACCUACCCCAGCAAGCGAAUUACCUGCUGCGACGCCUACUUCAUCUGUGAGCGAGCUUCAAGACUCCAACAUAGUCCAGCGUCCACAUGAGCUCCCAGUAGCUCUAGUCAGCUCGCGCAGUGAUCUCCCAUCCGACCUGUCACCGCAGUACCAAUCAGAGCCCUCCUCAAUCAAGCACAGCAAGAUCGAGCCCGACUCGACAGUAACAGGCUCCUCCCUCGCCCACACGCACGUCAUGAAAUCUCAAGUCAGUAAUUCCACUAUCAAACACGGCACCAUACAGGCGUCCAGCGUCAGUGAGGCGUCGACAUUGAAACAUUGCAACUUGACGCAGUCCCAGGUGAGCAAGAGCUCACUGGCGCAUGUCAAGGUGGAGGAGAGUGUGAUACAGGGCGCGACGUUGGCCCAUUGCACAGUGCAUAAGAGUACGAUUGUUGGUGGGACCUAUAAACAUAUGGUGAUAAGAGACCAGCACGUCGUAAAUGGCAAUUUUAUGGGGAAGAAGUCCUGA